Molecule: messenger RNA, 1306 nt
Organism: Vigna radiata var. radiata (mung bean)
Lineage: Eukaryota; Viridiplantae; Streptophyta; Magnoliopsida; Fabales; Fabaceae
Product: senescence-specific cysteine protease SAG39
Exons: 2
Coding region: 72-1097 (341 amino acids)
Cellular component (GO): lysosome
Molecular function (GO): cysteine-type endopeptidase activity
Source: RefSeq, a predicted model, not a curated record
AUGAGGAACCAACAACUUAAGUUUCUCACAUUUCACCAAAGCAGUGAAGUUUUCCUUAAUCACUCAUUGCCAUGGCCUUCAAAACACUGUUCCAUAGCACUUUGGUUUUGCUUUUUGCUUUUUCAUUUUGUGUUUUGGAGGCCAAUGCUCGCACUCUCCAAGAUGCCUCGAUGCGUGAAAUGCACGAGCAGUGGAUGAUUACACAUGGAAAACUCUACUUGGACUCUUACGAGAAAGAGCAGAAAUACCAAGUAUUCAAGGAAAACGUGCAACGCAUUGAGGCAUUUAACAAUGCUGGAAACAAGCCUUACAAGCUUGGCAUAAACCAGUUUGCUGAUCUCACAAAUGAGGAAUUCAAAGCCAGAAAUAGAUUCAAGGGUCAUAUGUGUUCUACCAUAACAAGAACACCCUCUUUUAAGUAUGAACAUGUCACAGCAGUGCCAACUUCAUUGGAUUGGAGACAGAAAGGAGCUGUUACACCCAUUAAGAACCAAGGACAAUGUGGAUCUUGUUGGGCAUUUUCUGCUGUUGCAGCAACAGAAGGAAUCACUAAGCUGACCACUGGCAAACUGAUAUCUUUAUCGGAACAAGAGCUUAUUGAUUGUGACACAAAGGGUGAGGAUGAAGGUUGUGAAGGAGGUUUAAUGGACGAUGCCUUCAAAUUUAUCCUGCAAAACAAAGGACUUACAACAGAAGCUGCGUACCCUUAUGAAGGAAUCGAUGGAAUCUGUGAUGCAAAAGCAGAAAGCAGCCAUGCAGCUAGCAUAAAGGGGUACGAGGAUGUGCCUGCGAAUAGUGAGAGUGCGUUGCUGAAAGCUGUUGCUAAUCAACCAGUUUCAGUAGCAAUUGAUGCGAGUGGAUAUGAGUUUCAGUUUUAUUCAAGUGGUGUGUUCAAUGGAUCAUGUGACACUAACUUGGAUCAUGGUGUGACUGCUGUGGGGUAUGGAGUGAGUGAUGAUGGAAGUAAGUAUUGGUUGGUGAAGAAUUCAUGGGGAGUGAAGUGGGGAGAAAAAGGAUACAUUAGAAUGCAAAGAGAUGUUGCUUCUAAAGAAGGCUUGUGUGGCAUAGCAAUGCUGGCUUCCUACCCAACUACAUAAUUGUCUACCAAACUUUCUUACUGUUAUAUAUUUCACAAUCUGUAUCUAUUGUACAAAUCAUAAGUGUGUCUGAAAAAAUUACAAUAUCCAAUGUACAAAUCAUAUUUAUAGGUCUGAAGAAAUUACAAUAUCUAAUGUACAAAUCAUAUUUAUAGUUCUGAAGAAAUUAGAGAGUGAUUUAUUCAAACUUUGUAAAUAAUAAGAAGUGA